This is a messenger RNA of Peromyscus leucopus (white-footed mouse), 1866 nucleotides long. RefSeq names its product bile acid-CoA:amino acid N-acyltransferase. The record is from RefSeq and is a predicted model, not a curated record. Lineage: Eukaryota; Metazoa; Chordata; Mammalia; Rodentia; Cricetidae. Gene Ontology annotation, molecular function: fatty acyl-CoA hydrolase activity. Gene Ontology annotation, cellular component: peroxisome. Gene Ontology annotation, biological process: fatty acid metabolic process; acyl-CoA metabolic process.
UAUGUUCCCCAGCUCUGAUUGGAUAGGCUGCAUUUUUAAACUCCUACAGUAUCCGUCAAGUGGUCAGAGCCUUGGAUUGAGAGUCAGCGAGAAGUCCUGUGCAUCUGUGCUGAUCUUCCCCUGAACACCUCCAUUUCAGGGCAUUGCUGUACCGCCACUAUGCAUUAAGCUGUCUCCCUGGAAUAACAUCCCUUCCAGAGUGCAUUUCUUGAAAUAUAAUUUACUGCAGAUGCAUUUUCUCCUUUUCCCCCUGGAAAUUCCUUUCUUUUGCCUCCGUUUUUGAUGUGUAAUUUGAUAUUUGUUAGGUCUUGGUGAGGAUAUUCCUGAAGACUUGUUCAAGGUUGCUGCUGCCCAGAUGGCCAAGCUGACAGCCACUCCUCUCAGUGCUCUUGUCGAUGAGCCUGUGCACAUCCGAGUCACAGGCCUGUCGCCCUUCCAGGUGGUGUGCCUUCAGGCAUCACUGAGAGAUGAGAAGGGCAAUCUGUUUGGUUCUCAGGCCUACUACAAGGCCAGUGAAGUGGGGGAGGUGGAUCUGGACCGUGAUCCCUCACUUGGAGGAGACUACAUGGGUGUCCACCCCAUGGGUCUCCUCUGGUCCUUGAAACCCGAAAAACUGUUGAGUCGACUGGCCAAAAAAGAUGUGAUGAACAGCCCCUACGAGGUCCACAUAGAUCUCCGCAGUCCACACUUUCCAAUAAAAGGUGUAGUGAUCAGCCCGCCCAUGGAUAGCCUGACUUUGAAAAGAUGGUAUGUAGCCCCUGGUGUCACAAGGAUCCUGGUAAAGGAAGGUCGCCUCCGGGGAGCCCUGUUUCUGCCUCCAGGAGAAGGCCCUUUCCCAGGAGUCAUUGACUUGUUUGGGAGCACUGGUGGACUGAUUGAAUUCCGGGCCAGUCUUCUGGCCAGUCAUGGCUUUGCAGCCUUUGCUCUGGCUUACUGGGGCUAUGAUGACCUGCCCUCUCACCUGGAGAAGAUAGAUCUAGAGUAUUUUGAAGAAGCUGCAGAGUUUCUCCUGAGACAUCCUAAGGUCUUGGGCCCAGGUGUUGGCGUCGUUUCUGUGUGCAAAGGCGCAGAAGUUGGACUCUCUAUGGCUAUUAACCUAAAACAAAUAAAAGCCACUGUACUUAUCAAUGGGCCUAAUUUUGUUACUAGUGAUCCACAUGUAUAUCAUGGUCGAGUUGACCGGCCCAUACCAUGCAAUAUAGAAUUUGUAACCACCAAUGCCUUAGGCCUUGUAGAAUUUUAUCGAACCUAUGAGGAGACUGCAGACAAGGAUAGCAAAUAUUGUUUUCCCAUUGAAAAAGCUCAGGGACAUUUCCUUUUUGUGGUGGGAGAAGAUGACAAGAAUCUCAACAGCAAAGUACAUGCUCAUCAAGCCACAGCACAGCUGAUAAAAAGUGGGAAGAAGAAUUGGACUCUGCUGUCUUACCCUGCAGGUCACCUGAUUGAGCCUCCCUACUCUCCAUUGUGCUGUGCCUCAAGGAUCCCCUAUGUGAUCCCAAGCAUCAGCUGGGGCGGAGAGGUUACCUCACAUGCAGCUGCACAGGAGCAUUCUUGGAAGGAGAUACAAAAAUUCCUCAGGAAUCAUCUCCUUCCAGAUGUGAGCAGCCAGCUCUGAGUGGACUUGAUGAUAUUACUGGGAAGUAGAAUUGUUCAUCUCCUGACCAGCACCGCUUCUCACUUUCUGUAGAGAAAUGCCUCUGAUCUCUUAUUGGAUGACAAAGGAAGGUAUCACAAGAAAAUGCAAGUGGGCUGAAAGUGAUAAUAUUUUGACUUUGGAUGGGGAAAAUAUUUUCCAUGUAAUGAAAUAUCAUGAAGUGAGAGGCCUAUAUCUGUAUAAAUAAAAUCUUAGACCUACCUUUCCUAAAA